Syzygium oleosum is the source of this 965-nucleotide messenger RNA. RefSeq names its product syntaxin-51-like. The coding region runs from base 166 to 867 and encodes 233 amino acids. The record is from RefSeq and is a predicted model, not a curated record. Gene Ontology annotation, molecular function: SNARE binding; SNAP receptor activity. Gene Ontology annotation, biological process: intracellular protein transport; vesicle fusion. NCBI's taxonomy places the organism in Eukaryota, Viridiplantae, Streptophyta, Magnoliopsida, Myrtales, Myrtaceae. Gene Ontology annotation, cellular component: SNARE complex; endomembrane system. The transcript is spliced from 6 exons.
GGAAUUGGAGCGAGGUAGACGACGACGACGACGGGGUCAAGACAAGAAAAGUUACCGGUGGACGGUGGCUUCCUGCGUCAAUCCUCCACCUCGUUUUCUCAAUAUUUAUCAUUCCCUCUCAUUCUUAUCAGAGUGCAGGACCCUCGAAGCUACGAUCAAAGGCAAAUGGCGUAUUCUGCGGACUCGUGGAUGAAGGAAUACAAUGAAGCGGCCAAGUUGGCCGAUGAUAUCGGCGGCAUGAUUUCCGAGCACGAUAAGUUGGUUUCGUCGGGACCCGAGAACCAGCGUCACGCGUCUUCCAUACGGAGGAAAAUAACGAUACUGGGCACUAGGUUGGAGAGUUUGCAGUCUGUCCUAACAAAGAUGCCCAGCAGUCGGCCUAUAUCCGAAAAAGAGAUGAAUAGGCGCAGAGACAUGCUUUCUAACUUGAGAACAAAAAAGGACCAGAUGGCUUCCGCUCUGAACAUGUCAAACUCUCGAAAUAGAGAUAGUUUGUUAGGUCCAGAUGCAAAGCCAGCUGAUGCGAUGAGCAGAACUGUUGGCUUGGACAAUCAAGGCGUUGUUGGUCUUCAGCGUCAAAUUAUGAAAGAGCAAGAUGAAGGUCUUGAAAAGCUUGAGGAGACGGUGAUAAGUACAAAACAUAUUGCCUUGGCAGUUAAUGAAGAACUGGACUUGCAUGCUAGACUAAUUGAUAGUUUGGACCAGCAUGUGGAUGUCACAGACACCCGUCUACGGAGGGUGCAGAAGAACUUGGCUAUAUUGAACAAGCGCAUGAAGGGCAGCUGCACCUGCAUGAGCAUGCUUUUAGCAGUUAUUGCGAUUGUGAUUUUGGUGGUCGCUAUUUACUUGGUAAUCAAGUACCUGUAACAUUAACCACAGUAAACGCGAUGUUCUAUCCAUUAUUUUUCUGUGGUCUUGGCUAUAAAUUUCUGCCAUAAUAGCAAUAUAUAUCUCAUGUUUUGUUA